Messenger RNA from Oncorhynchus nerka (sockeye salmon), 3021 nucleotides. RefSeq names its product matrix remodeling-associated protein 8-like. NCBI's taxonomy places the organism in Eukaryota, Metazoa, Chordata, Actinopteri, Salmoniformes, Salmonidae. The record is from RefSeq and is a predicted model, not a curated record. Gene Ontology annotation, biological process: cell adhesion; cell differentiation. The coding region runs from base 245 to 1546 and encodes 433 amino acids. Gene Ontology annotation, cellular component: membrane; cell surface. The transcript is spliced from 12 exons.
UUCAGCAGGCAAACCAAGGAGGGUUAGUUGGGGUCUGUUCGUUUCACUAACUGAGGUUGUUUGGUUCAGUCGCUGAAUGCAGUGAAAAGUUUACACAGUUCAUCAGACAGUCACUGUUUUCGUGGGCCGAGGAACAACUGAGCUGACGGAUGAGCGGACAUUGUUGUUUUUUUCCUCAGGUGUGACUGGCAAUAGGUGUAGGCAACAAAAGUGCCUGCUCCUUUGUAAACAACAGAGAUUUGAGAUGAAGAUACCGGACGUGAUUCAAGCCCUCCUCUUGGUCCAAAUCCCUGCGACCUUCUUCUUCACUGCUGUGUUGGCUCAGUCCGACAGCAGCAGUGUGGUUGUUGCGGGCUACAACGUGAGCGCCCCCACUGGCUCUAGGGUGGUACUGCAGUGUGUGAGCGGGCGCAUGGUGUGGACCAGGGACAGUCUGAAGGACAGACAGAGGGUGGUCCACUGGGACCUGUACCGCCCAGGGCCAGACUAUGCCAUGGAGAGGGUUGCAGACAUGUUCUCUGCUGGAGACCAGCGCAUCUAUAACGGACACAACCAGGGGAGGGUCAGCCUCAGCCAAUCAGCAUUCAACGACGGAAACUUCUCUCUCGUCAUCAGAGACAUUGCGAUAAGUGACCGAGGCCUGUACUCCUGUAACCUGCACCAUCACUACUGUCACCUGUAUGAAACGAUCAGAAUACAGGUCAACGUCACCAAGUCACGUCGUAAGGAGCAGCGGUUCUGGGACGGUCAGAAAGCUGUGUUUGUGGUGUUGGUAGGCAGCACGGUGGUGUUGCCGUGUGUGAAUCGCCGCUCUGUGUGGACAGAAGAUGGCAGUGAGGAGGAACAGCAGGUGGUGCAUUGGGACCGGCAGCCUCCGGGUGUUCGUCACGACCGUGCAGACCGUCUGAUAGACCUGUAUGCGUCUGGGGAGCAGCGCAGCUACGGACCCCUGUUCCUACAGAGGAAGAUGAACAUUAGCGCCGAGUCCUUCACACAGGGAGACUUCUCUCUGGCUAUCUCUGCCCUGCAGCCAGGAGAUCAGGGUCUGUACACCUGUCACCUACAUCAUCACUACUGUGGUCUUCAUGAGAGAAGACAGUUUCAGCUCACCGUAGGCCCAGCUGAGCCUCAGGCUACUGUUGCCCCAAGAGCACUGCCCAACCAAGACAAGGAGGAUAGCAAGGCUGAGGCGCCACGUGUCAUCAACGUCAUCCUGCCCGAUCAGCGACAUCAUUUCCUGCUGCCCCUUGGCUACAUCCUGACGACGCUCCUCCUCCUGGCCUUCAUUGUGCUCAUCAUCAUCAUCAUUACCCACCGACGCAAGACCAAAGCGGUGGAGUUUUACCCACAGACAUCUAUGAGAUCCAACAGGGGUGACAUGGCCACCAUUGAGUUUGAGAUGGACGUUCCUGAAGUCAAGACGUGCAACCAGGAGGAGAAGAAACUAGACUACAAAAACAACCUGCUGAGGGAGAAGGUUCAAAUGUCCACCCUGCCCAAAGUCAUCGACCUGGACAAAGAGAUGGAGAAGGUGUAUUGGAAAUGAGAGGGGAGUCAGCUUGCCGCUGGCUGGUCCAGAGGCAGACGCUACAGACACAGGUUUCAUUCCAAACCAACCCCUAGGCCCUCAGCUACUGGUGUUUCAGUGUACUGUAGGGAUGUCCACUCUCCUCCACUAGUCCCACCUCUACAUUCCACCUCAAGUUAGACCCUUCACUCACAUUUGAUAACCACAAUGGGAUUGUAAAUCUUACUGUAUGCUUCACAGGUGAAACAGUUUGAGCAUAUAUUAUGACAAAAUGUUGUGACGUUUUUGUUCGUUUUGAUGUUCGGCAGGUUCAUGCACACAAAACAUUUUCUUGAGGCAAGUCAAAGUUCGGUAGUCGAAGUCUACACCCUUUUUGUCGGUGAUUGGUCAACUGUACUACUCCUAGUAGGAAUGGGAACUAUUGAAGGGAUUCUUGAAAGAAGUGUUUGUUGUCAUUUUUUCACACAUUUUUUCAUGCGACUAAGACCUCCUCGUCCAAAACGCCAAUUUAUUACCGAUUUCUGGAUUUAUCUUCGAUUAAUUCUGACUAUUUUGAGGAAGUGUAUACUGGCUAUGUUGUUGCUUCGGCGUCUCGUGUUUUUUUUCUUGUUUUUCAAGCGAAGGUCUUUUAAGGGAGUAUGUGAGGCACAGACGUUUGCUUAACCUAGCCGAGUUCUAGGUUAAGCAAAGCGAACCUAGUAUGUGGGCACCUUUAAACAGUUAAACAGCAAUACUAUUACCUUCUUAUUGCUACAAUUAUGUCAUUGGUUGCAAAAACUGCCGUUGUGGGAAGGUAUUUAUUUACAAAGAUGCACAGGGUUACCGAAGCCCAGAGCUUUUCCCAAGUUAGGAUAGAUGGUUAGGGUAACUCCAGUCCCUAUGAGGCAGGUACCUGUGUUCUCUCAGCACCACUGAACCCUCUAGAGGGGAGUGAACACCAUGACUUCUUCAGACAGCAUUACACGCUACAGAUAUAAGUUAUCCUUAGACACAGACCUAGGAUCAACGUACAAUCCCAACAUUAACCAUUAAGAGGGAACAAUGCAAAACUGGCCAUAGAUCUGUUGUCUACGGGCAACUUGAUCCUACUCUGCUUCACAUUCGCAACUACAGUAUAUACAGUAGUUGUUCAUAAAAACCUAUUGUGAGUGAUCAUACUGCCAUCACAUGACUAUAUUGGUGUAUUGUACAGUCACCUUUUGACUGACUAGGUCGUCAUUGUAAAAUAUAACUAGUUUUCAAUGACUUACCUGGCUAAACAGAGAAUAAAAUAAAGUGAUACAAGUGUAAUUUUCUAAUAAAUAAGCCAUUGCAUUGCACAUUAUGAACUGUUUGUAUUUGUGUACUCUGAUGCUUUAUGUUACUAUUGUAUUGUAUCGUUAAUGGACUGAAUCCCUUAUAUCCGUUAAGUUGACACUUUCCUGUAUCAUGUCUCCUUGUCUGCAUAACAAAUAGCUUAUUGGGACAAUAAAGAUCUACUCUACCCAACUCUA